Messenger RNA from Brassica oleracea var. oleracea, 934 nucleotides. Its product is annotated as abscisic acid receptor PYL9-like. The transcript has 3 exons. The record is from RefSeq and is a predicted model, not a curated record. Gene Ontology annotation, biological process: abscisic acid-activated signaling pathway. Gene Ontology annotation, cellular component: nucleus; cytoplasm. Gene Ontology annotation, molecular function: abscisic acid binding; signaling receptor activity; protein phosphatase inhibitor activity. Bases 136 to 696 code for a protein of 186 amino acids. NCBI's taxonomy places the organism in Eukaryota, Viridiplantae, Streptophyta, Magnoliopsida, Brassicales, Brassicaceae.
GCUUGCAUACCGAAGCAUCUUUCUUCUCCCUUAUAUUUGGUUUGUUUUCUUCUACACAUCCAUUCAUUUCACAGAUUCCCUCCAAGAAAAGCAGACAGAGAGAAGGAGAGAGUAAGAUUAUAAUCGGAAGAGGAUAUGGACGGAGGCACGGAGAUGUACAGUGGACUUGAGACGAUGCAGUACGUAAGGAGGCAUCAUCAACAUAACUGCAGAGAAGACCAGUGUACUUCUGCUCUUGUCAAACACAUCAAAGUUCCUGUCCAUCUCGUUUGGUCAGUGGUGAGGAGAUUUGAUGAGCCACAGAAAUACAAACCAUUUGUGAGCAGAUGCACAGUGAUCGGCGAUCCUGAAAUAGGCAGCCUCAGAGAAGUUGAUGUCAGAUCUGGCCUUCCUGCAACUACAAGCACUGAGAGACUGGAGCUUCUCGACGACAAUGAACACAUAUUCGGUAUCAAAAUCAUCGGUGGUGACCAUAGACUUAAGAAUUACUCUUCGAUUGUGACGGUUCAUCCAGAGAUAAUAGAAGGAAGACCAGGAACAAUGGUGAUUGAAUCGUUUGUAGUUGAUGUUCCUCAAGGAAACACAAAGGAUGAGACCUGCUACUUUGUCGAAGCACUCAUCAGAUGUAAUCUGAAAUCCUUGGCACAUGUUUCAGAAAGACUGGCUUCUCAGGACAUCAUGAAUCUAUCAAUAUAAUCAAGAUGGAGGAGAGGAGGAGGCCACUAAAGGUGAAAGUAGUGUGUUAUUAUUCAUCAGGAAUUUAUGUUUUGGUUUGGUUUUAUGCAGACACUCUCCAAGAUUUCAUAUAUAUGCGUGUGUUUGUGUGUGUGUGUGAUAAUGAUCAGUUUCUUAUAAGAUGAAGAAGAUCUAUAUAUAUCUCCAAUGGUGAAUAAGUUUUGAUAUAAAAUGUUAUAUGACCGUUGCUGUGUUUGUA